AUCUCGCGCGCUCCCGCCCGCCCCGCCGGCCGCGGCUCGCUUGCUAGCUCCGCGGCGCUCUGAGGUGUGCAGGGCAUCGAGCCCCCCGUCCCGGUGAGGCGCGGCGCGGCGCGGCGGGAUGCGGCGGCGGCCGUGGCGGGGACGCGGGCCGGGCGGGCGGACGCGGUGAUGAGCGUCAGCGGCCACCGCCAUGUCCAAGGUAACGGCGCCCGGGCCCGGGCCGCCGGCGGCGGCAGCGGGCGGGAAGGAGAAGCGCUCCUUCAGCAAGCGGCUGUUCCGGAGCGGCCGCGCGGGCGGCGGCGGCGGCGCUGGGGGCCCCGGGCCGGCCGCGCCCUCCUCGCCCUCGUCGGCGCGCUCGGUGGGUAGCUUCAUGAGCCGCGUCCUCAAGACGCUGUCCACGCUCUCGCACCUUAGCUCCGAGGGCGCCGCCCCGGACCGCGGCGGCCUCCGCAGCUGCUUCCCGCCCGGGCCCACGGCCGCGCCCACGCCGCCGCCGUGCCCGCCGCCGCCCGCCUCGCCCGCGCCGCCCGCCUGCGCCGCGGAGCCGGUGCCCGGGGUGGCGGGGCUCCGGAACCACGGCAACACGUGCUUCAUGAACGCCACGCUUCAGUGCCUCAGCAACACCGAGCUCUUCGCCGAGUACCUGGCGCUCGGCCAGUACCGGGCGGGGCGGCCCGAGCCCUCGCCUGACCCCGAGCAGCCCGCGGGGCGCGGCGCGCAGGGCCAGGGCGAGGUCACCGAGCAGCUGGCGCACCUGGUGCGGGCCCUCUGGACCCUGGAGUACACCCCGCAGCACAGCCGCGACUUCAAGAGUAUUGUGUCAAAGAAUGCACUGCAAUAUCGGGGGAAUUCCCAGCAUGAUGCCCAGGAGUUUCUGCUGUGGCUUUUGGACCGAGUUCAUGAAGACCUCAAUCAUGCUGUGAAGCAGAGCGGCCAGCCUCCUCUGAAGCCACCAUCAGAGACUGAUAUGAUGCCCGAGGGACCAUCUUUUCCUGUCUGUAGCACUUUCGUACAAGAACUUUUUCAAGCCCAGUACAGAUCUUCUUUGACAUGUCCUCAUUGCCAGAAGCAGAGCAACACUUUUGAUCCUUUCCUCUGCAUUUCUUUGCCAAUUCCACUACCCCACACAAGGCCUCUGUAUGUCACUGUAGUGUAUCAAGGGAAAUGUUCUCACUGCAUGCGGAUUGGUGUGGCCGUGCCUCUGUCUGGGACUGUCGCCAGACUUCGGGAAGCAGUGUCUAUGGAAACAAAGAUCCCCACUGAUCAGAUUGUGUUAACAGAAAUGUACUAUGAUGGGUUCCAUCGUUCCUUUUGUGACACAGACGACCUGGAAACAGUCCAUGAAAGCGACUGCAUUUUUGCCUUUGAGACUCCAGAAAUAUUUAGGCCUGAAGGAAUUCUCAGUCAAAGAGGAAUCCACUUAAACAACAACCUAAACCCCUUGAAAUUUGGCUUGGAUCAUUAUAGACUGUCUUCUUCUACACAAGCAGCAGCAAAGCAGGGGAGAGCGGACUUAACCCCCACGACAGCAGGAAGCGACAAGAUUGUUCUGUUAGUGUGUAACCGAGCCUGCACUGGGCAGCAAGGGAAAAGAUUUGGACUACCUUUUGUGCUGCACUUAGAGAAGACAAUAGCAUGGGACCUUCUGCAGAGGGAAAUCUUGGAGAAGAUGAAGUAUUUCUUGAGGCCCACAGUUGGCAUUCAGGUGUGUCCAUUCAGUUUGCGAGUGGUCAGUGUUGUGGGAAUAACAUACUUGCUGCCCCAGGAGGAGCAGCCCCUGUGCCACCCAACAGUAGAAAGGGCACUAAAAUCUUGUGGACCAGGUGGCACUGCUCAUGUGAAAUUAGUGGUAGAAUGGGACAAGGAGACAAAAGAUUUCUUGUUUGUAAAUACCGAAGAUGAGUAUAUCCCUGAUGCAGAAAGUGUCCGGCUGCAAAGGGAGCGUCACCAUCAGCCUCAAACUUGCACUUUAUCCCAGUGUUUCCAACUCUACACCAAAGAGGAGCGGCUUGCCCCAGAUGACGCCUGGCGUUGCCCGCACUGUAAGCAGCUGCAGCAGGGGAGCAUUACCUUAAGCCUCUGGACUCUGCCUGAUGUGCUCAUUAUACAUCUAAAGAGAUUUCGACAGGAAGGAGACAAGCGUAUGAAACUUCAGAACAUGGUGAAGUUCCCUCUGACUGGCCUGGACAUGACACCUCAUGUGGUUAAGAGAAGCCAGAGCAGCUGGAGUUUGCCAUCCCAUUGGUCUCCAUGGAGACGGCCCUACGGACUCGGGCGGGACCCUGAGGACUACAUCUAUGACCUGUAUGCUGUGUGCAAUCAUCACGGCACCAUGCAAGGGGGGCACUACACAGCAUACUGCAAGAACUCCGUGGACGGCCUCUGGUACUGCUUCGACGACAGUGACGUGCAGCAGCUGUCGGAAGACGAGGUCUGCACGCAGACGGCGUACAUCCUCUUCUACCAGAGGCGGACAGCUAUACCGUCAUGGUCGGCCAACAGCUCGGUGGCAGGCUCCACAAGUUCCUCCUUGUGUGAACACUGGGUGAGCCGUCUCCCGGGGAGCAAGCAGGCCAGCGUGACCUCUGCAGCUUCCUCCAGACGCACCUCCCUAGCCUCGCUGUCUGAGUCUGUGGAGAUGACUGGGGAAAGGAGUGAAGAUGAUGCGCUGUUUGAAAUCUUCAGAGCAGCUGUGAGGGGACUCAGCGAGGUUGUGGUUUGCCGAGGGCUGCCUGGUGUGCGGGGCCUGGUGUGGAGGCUCCUGACUGCUCAGCUUCUCGCCUUCCCACCACGCUCUCUCCCCUGGAGGGAUCUGUGGUGUGCCCUUGUGGGUGCAGAGCAUCUAGAACAAAAGCUGUUGCCUUUGCAUAAAGGAGGUUUCUCAACUCGACCGUUCGUGAGAAGCGUCCAGCGCCAGAGCUUGUCAUCCAGAUCUUCUGUCACCAGCCCCUUGGCCGUCAAUGAAAAUUGCAUCAGACCUUCCUGGUCCCUGUCUGCUAAGCUGCAGAUGCGUUCCAGUUCCCCUUCCCGCUUCUCAGGGGACUCUCCGAUUCACACCUCCGCCUCCACCUUGGAGAAGAUCGGGGAAGCAGUGGACGACAAGGUUUCCAUCUCUUGCUUUGGUAGCUUGAGGAACCUGUCCAGCAGUUACCAGGACUCAAGCGACAGUCACAGUCGACGGGAGCACAAGGCUGUGGGUCGGGCCCCUCUGGCUGUCAUGGAAGGUGUGUUCAAAGACGAGUCAGACACCCGCAAGUUGAACUCCAGUGUUGUAGACACACAGAGCAAAAGCUCAGUACAAGGGGAUCCAUUGCCCCCCAUAUCGGGUCCAUUUGAUAACAAUAACCAGAUUGCUUAUGUGGAUCAGAGCGAUUCUGUAGACAGCUCUCCAGUCAAAGAGGUGAAACCUCCAAGCCAGCCAGACUCCCUCGCAAAGAAAUCGGAGAGCACAGCCAGCAGAUCCCCCGGCUCCAGAGGCGCUCCUGAGCCAAACAGAAGCUUGCGGAAGGGGAGACCAGUCUUGGCCAGCCAGGAAUCAUCUCUUUCCAGUACAUCCCCUUCUUCUCCAGUUCCUGUAAAAGUGUCUGUAAAGCCCUCCCGCUCCCGAAGCAAAGCCGAUUCUUCUUCCAGGGCCAGUGGACGGCAUUCCUCCCCUGCCCGCCAAAAGGAGUCCUCCCCCAAGUCCCAGGACUCCGUGUCAUCUCCUUCGCUCCAGAAGCAGAAGUCAGCUCCUUCCCUCGCUGACAGUGCUUCCUCCUCAUCCGCCAAAAAAGCCUCAGGCCCUGCCCCGAGGGGCCCCUUCCCUCCUGGGAAGAGCAGGACUUCAGACAGGAGCUUAAGCAGAGAGGGCUCCAGACAGAGCCUGGUUUCCGACAGAGCCAGCGUCACCUCCAGCCCCAAACCCAGUUCGCCUCGCGUGAGCCAGGCCAGAGCCGGGGACGGCAGGGGGGACGGAAAGCACGUCCGCAGCUCCUCCAUGGCCAGCCUGCGCUCCCCCAGCAUGAACAUGAAGGCCGGUCUGAAGAGGGACAGCAAGUCGGAGGACAAGGGGCUGUCCUUCUUCAAGUCAGCCUUGAGACAGAAGGAAACCCGGCGGUCGACGGAUCUUGGCAAGACAACCUUGUUGUCCAAGAAGGUGGGCGGGAGCUCAGUCAAGUCCGUCUCUAAGAGUGCAGUGGAUGACAAGGCAGAGAAAGGCUCCCAGGCGCUAGGCUCCCAGCAGCCAAAUGUGAAUGCAGUUGGAAAAGAGCAGCUUGCCUCCAAGGACCCUGCUUCUGCUAAACAUUCCCUGCUGUCCGCUCGCAAAUCCAAGUCUUCCCAGCUAGAUUCUGGAGUGCCCUCGUCUCCUGGUUGCAGGCAGUCUGCUGAGAAAUCCUCAAAAAAGUUACCUUCUAGCAUGCAAACCAAUGCACGGGCUUCUCAAAAACCUCAGUGAUAUUUCUGCAAUCCAAGUGUUUUAUCUGUAAAGAUGUUAAUUUAUUUAGAACCCCUUCCCUCCCACCAAAGCCCUCUAUGCUUUUGUUUUGUAUUUUUUGGGUCACGUGCCUGACGUACGUGUGUGUGUGUGUGUGUGUGUGUGUGUGUGUAUGUGUGUGUGUGUGUGUGUGUGUGUAGAAUUCAAUUGCAAAUUGUUAAAAGCAUCGCCUUAUUCUGCCAUUGAACCAAAUAACAGCCAUAGGCAAAGCAUUGAUACCCAGUUAACUGGAAUAAUUGCAGACGAUACCCUGGACGGUCCCUUUAGCAACUGUACAUAUUUCUUUCUAGAGAACUCUAAUGACUUUCGUUGGACACUAGGGAAUUGAAACCUGUGACCCAGUUAAGCUGUCGUUAGCGUGCUCUGUAGAAGGAUGAAUUAUUUGACUUGGGUUUCAUCUGAGCGGAAUUUGUCCUCACUGCGUGCGGAUUGUCGUGUGGCACCGGAAGCUCUAAAAACUGUGACACUAACAGUGAAACAAACCGAGGGAAGACUGUCGCUUUCUGCACUUUGGCCCCAUCUACCAGUCUUUGUAAAGGGCAAUAUUUUAACACUAAUGUUUCUCAGGUAUAUACUCAGCUAGUCUAGGAUGGGUGCGCACAUCAGUGAAAGGAUCGAAGAAGAAGGUGGCCUGUGGGUGGCUGUCAUUUCUCCUACUGCCACAGAUAGACGUUUUUAGAGGUAGAAAUGAAGUCCUUCACCACCUUCAUAUCUGCAAAGAUGUCUGUACCAUAAGCUGUCUUGACCCUUGGGGUAUGUCCUAAGAGGUGGCAAACUGGAUAGCUGGAAAGCCAGUCGCUAGUAGUUAAAUUCUUUUUUUUCCUUGUCAAUUUGCGAGCUAAGGUCAUUGGGAUUUUGAAGUGUAGUAGAGCAGUUAAUACCUUUGAAAGAGUCCUGGAGAAAAAAAAUGGAUUCUAAACUGAAUGCAUAAAUCUGCCAUUUUCCUUCUCUGGUGUUGCUUUUUUCCAUGUUAGAAGUUGAAAGCUCCACGCUGCACCAUGUGUGCAUGCCUUUGUUUCCUCAUCUUGUAAUUUGAAGAGGAAAGAAGUUGCCUAAUGCCAGCGGUUAGUGAUGGUAUGUUAGAACGAUGUGUGACAAAGUGUUAUAUGCACACUUCUGGUCCUGCCUGUCAGUCUUAGUUGUGACUGUUUUUCAGGAACUCAUUUAUUUCUUUUUUGUGCUGAAGAUUUAAUCUCUUACCCAGAAACUCACAAGCAGGAUGGAGCAUGUUCCAUCUGGCAUUGUCAGUGCAAGUUGCAUUUCUUGUUUAGCAAAAAAAGGGAACCUCACAGAAAUCCAAAGAUAAGCAAAAUUAUAUAUAUAUAUAUAUAUAUAUAUAUAUAUAUAUAUAAAAUUUCAGGCUUUUAGGAGGUAUUCUGGAAUUUUGUGCUUUUUUUUUUCUUUUUCACUUUUUUUAAAUGUCAAGAGAGUCAUAGUUCCAAUUCUCUUUGAAUAGCAUUUGUCACUUUGCCAUGAAAUAUAGCAUGCUAAGUUUAUAUGCUUUUACAUAUUAACUUUUUUUUAAGUCAUGGACUCUUCAGGUUCUUCCUGAACUCUGUGCACAGAUCCAUUUAUAAUCUCCCUUUUCAGUAUUGCUCUGUGUGAAGUGACUAUAACACAUAUUACAUGCAUAGCUAUGAAUUCUGCACUGCCCUGUCUUUUUCUUUCUUUCUUUCUUUUCUAUGAAUACCUCUUGGGAAAUGUUUCCAGUAAGUUACUUAACUUUAUUUUGCUGCUAAUUUGAGCAUUAGCAGGUAACUUGCAGGUCUGGAGGCCAUUUAUGUUGAGGGUCGCUGGAAUUUUAGACCCUUGCAGUGUUUUAAGACCUAAACGUUCAGCCUUGUGAGAGUUACACUAGUGCUCCAUGAAAUUCACUUACUGUGAGCCUGUCGCCCAUUGCACUCGAUCCUGACUCACCACUUUGCUUGGUGUCCUCAUUUCACCGUACAGACGUCUGGUUUCCCAAAGCAGCCUUACUCUCCCCUGCUGGGCUGUGACUGCCUUCGAUCUUGUUGUUGCGUCCAACGGCACAUUGACAGCCUGAUCCAUGUAUAGCCACUUUGGGUUUUCCUGUAUCACUUUUAUUUCCUAAAAAGAUGCACCAAAUGUGGGGUUGUCAAUAUCCGGAAUUGAGUGUUUGUCUGACUCUCUCAUCUUUCUUUAAUAGGUAAAUCUCGUUUGAAAUCUCCUAUCUGAAGCUCUGAAACAGUCUUAGAAUCAUAGUUUGACUACACUAACACUUUUUGGGGGGCUGUAAACAGUUAAGCAUUAAUUAGAAUCUAGUUUAAUUUUCACAGUGGUAAGUAUUUUUACUCUUUGAGUCCUCCAGGAAUGGAUUUUCUGUUAUGUCUAGUGUCUUUAAGAGAAAAAACACAACUCUACAAACUCCAUUAAAUUUCCAUGGGAUCUAGAAAUAAAUUUUCCGUAUCUAUAAACUUAUGUCUAUGGAGUUUAGUUCUUGUUUCAGAUUUAAAUGGAAAAAAAAUCAGGAAGUAUUAUGACACUGUUUAGGCAUCUUUAGGCUAUUAUAUUUCUGUGCUUGGUAAACAAUGAAAACUUCAUUCUUAAUUAUUAGGUUACAACCUUUAAGCCACAGAAAAGGAUAUUUUGCCCCAAAGUUUGGAGGUGCUCUUUGUGGUGUGAAGUACCCUAUGGGAAAAUUAUGACUUGGUUCAGUUCAGUUCUUUGGUAGAGUUAGUGACUUGGUGUUUUGUUUUUUCUUUUCCCAGUGAUGUUUGGUACAAUGAGCUUGUAUGUGUUUUGGGGUUAAAAAUCACCUGCUGAGGAUGGUAGACCUGGGUUCCUGGUUGACAACCAGGUGGGCCUGAUUAGAGUAGUCAUUUCCUGGUAGGCACAAAAUAAUCACCAACAGUAGCGUUGCAUCUGUAAUGUUUGUUUGCUUUUAAAAAACUUUAUUCUUGAUUUCUUUUCCUAUAAACAUCGAGUGCACUGAGUCUGUAUCAUUCCGUAGGACAGCCCUACACCUUGCCUUUGUAAUCCCUUAUCUAAUGUGGAAGCACAAAGAAACUGUUAAGCUCAUAUCAUCUCAAGACCGUCUCCCACCUUUUUUGUAUUUUCUUAUCCUAAAAGCAGCCUAACUGAAAGUAAGUAAUGCUCCUCUGGACCAAUAGAAAUGUGGGAGUAUUUGUGACAUGGUAAAAUAUUGUUAACGUCUGUGAGGCUGCUCUGACCUCUUCUGUAAUCAUUCUUUUGUCAUUCAUUCAUUCAUUUAUUCAUUCUGCAAACAUUCGUUGAGGGCCUGCUUUGCUUGUAAAGGCAAGCUGAGAGCUUCGAGAGUUUGCUGUAGCUGAGGAGCCCUGGGAGCACAGCUGAUGAACCAGGGGAUGCCAGUGAUGUCCUAGAUGGAGCGACAGUCCUCCCGACAGAAAGAUCAAGUGGAUCCUGGUGAUCAGCUGAGCCUGUGGGCCUCGUGAGCAAGUCUGUUCUGUUCUGGAAACCAAAAGUGGCCUUCUUCAUCUUUGGAGACAUUUUAUUGUCACGUCCUCUUUUUCAGACUGUGCUGUCUCUACUACUUAGGGAUGUGGAAACCCAUGACAGAGUCAGUUUUCAUUAGAAUUCGGUCGUCCGCAUUUGUAUGAGAUGGAUGUGGGGAUUUUGGGGGGUGGGUGGGGAGAGAAAUUGUCAUCCCUCUAAAGUACCUGUCCUGAAAAAACAGGAGCAGAACGUGAAGGAAACAGGUGGCAGCCUUUAGGAAAAAAGGAACAGAGAAGAGCUGUGAACAAAGCUCAUUUUUUUUCAAAUAAACAUGCUUUAAAAAGUAGAUUGACAUCCGACGUUAAAUUUCAUUCUGACAAAUUACCGAACAGCUGAAGAUACUGUUUCCUGUGUAGGUUAUAAUAAUUAUUGGAUGCAAAGAUAAUUAGUGUCUCCGGGUUGGAUUUUUGAGAUAGUAUGCAAACCAUAAGCACAGUUUCAAUAAAACGUAUUCUGUGAGGUGUGUUGAACUUUGUAUUAUUUGGAAUUGAGAAGAGCAAAACUUGCUGACAAACCAGUGCCUAUAUCAUAAACAUAAACACAGAAAAUAGCUGUUACUGUACAGGCUGUCUGUCUGCAAUUUCACAAAGGGUAUGUUGUUGCUAAACCUGACUACAUAUUUUGGGGGGGAAUCCCAUGCUUUUAUUUAAAUGAACACUCAGUCUCAUACUGCCUUUUGAUCAACUCCCAAAGUGUUUUUUGCAGCUGCAUUUUAAGCAUGACCAAUCAUUUUUCCCCCAAAUAAUGAAAAUAAUUUUGCAUGGCCUCCAUCUAACCCAGAAAGCAUGCUCUUACUGCCUAUGCAAGCAACUAAUAAAAAAAAUACAGACUAUUUAACACUCAACAUAAGUUUGAAAAAAAAAACCCACACCACACAAUUCUUAGAUUAUGGAGCUCUAUUUUUGAAUUUGUAAUUUUUAAAAUGUGGCUUAAUCAGUAUCAAAGAACAUGAAUGUGAUAUCUUGCUUUGCACGUGUUUCUCUUUGCCGGUUUUCCUUUUUUUUUUUGAUCAUUGGCAAAAUUGUAUGUAAAAUAAGUAUUGUGCAAGCAGGAGUGGAAAUGGGUAUGUUGAACACUCACUGGUUUAUAUACCGUAUUUAGCCUGAAGACUUUCCUGAAGUAUUUUGUUCUAAAAAUAACCUGCCAUUUUCUAUAGAUCUUAAUUUUUUAUAUCUUCUAGGGUUCCAUUGUGGUCACAAGGGAAGAAUGUGGCUUCUAAAACUGCUAACAAUUUUAAAACACUUUUGUAGAGACUUGAGCUGUUCUGGAAAGCUUUGGAGCUUCCCAGCUGCUGGUCACAAUGAGACUAAGCUGUGGAGUUUACAGUAGCAUUGACAGUGGGGUAGGUUCUAGAGCCAUCUCACAUUCGUCUAAGACCCGUGUUUCCCAGUUUGGGGGAGAAGGGAGAUCCGUAGCAGACUGGGGAGGCUUUUUCAAAUCUCUCACGCGUACUCUCCCCAGGAUUCUGUCAAGCCUCUUCGGAAUGACUCGUCUGAGAUUCUGAUAGCCAGUGUUCACUAGACUCUUCUAGGGAACUUUUAAAAAUGCCUGGGUCCCACUCCCAAGCUUUUGAUAUACUUAGUGUAGGGGCAGGUCCCAGGAAUUACCAUAUUUAUAUUGAAAGCUCCGAGAUAUUUCUAAUUUGCAGUCAGAAUUGAGAACCACUGUGAUACACCCUUCCUUUGCUGAGAACUAUGGCGAGAAUCACUGCCGUAUGAAGUACUCAGGAGUGACUCAGACUUCUCUGUUGCUUUGGAGAGAAAAGAAAAAAAAAGGGAUUGAGAGCUACUGAUCAACCUCCUGUUUGAAAUCAGGGGGGCCUUUCUGAUGUGAGGAGCUUGGAGCUUUGUGUGUGCCUCAGCACUGGCCGUCUGGUGGGAACCGGUGGUCCUUAGUUUGCUGAAGCAGGCAGAGUGCCCCAUGGGUUUGCCUCCUCCCCAGAGCCCUUCCCCCGGAUGCCACAGCAGGGCCAGACCCUUGGGGGAGCAGGGCGGUCACUCUGAGUUAGAAAAUGCUGAAGUAAAGCCUUCAAUGGCUUUGAAAAACCUGUCCCUGAUUUUGAUAGACCGAUUGUCACCUUGUAGUAAUUAUAGUAGCAAACCCUAGGCUGCUGCCCAAUUUCCUAUUUAGCUCACUCUCUACUAUCCAGAAUGUAGUUUCAGGAAUUUUUUUUUUUUAGUUUAAAAAUGAAUGUGAAGCAUUUUAUUUGGGGUCUUUUUUCAGGUAACCCUCGGUAUUUUUUCAUGUAAUUAAAAAAAUCAAAUAAUAUCCAAAAAUUUGGCAGUACAUGUUACCUGUGGAGGCAAAUGAAAUUUAAUUUUAAUCUGUGGUGAGCUGAAUGCACUACAACAUCUUCAAAAUAAGCUGCUGUGCUUCUCAGGUGGUUCCUUCCUGUUGAGCAUGUUGCUGCCUACAAAAAAAAGAAUUUACCUGGUGUUUUCAACAUUUCAAGGAAUAAUAUAUAAAUAAAAAUCUAGUUGGAAAUGCUCCUUUAGAAGGGCCGCCUGGAGCAGUGAUACCUGUUGUAAUGGUGAAAACGCAAUAUGAAAUUUCCUAGGUGCUAUUCUAAACGGUGAGGUGUUAUUAUACCAAAUGGGGAAGGCAGUGUUUCUGAAGCUGAAGUUCUCUUUGUAGGCCUUUUAAAUAUGCAUUUAUGUUCCCUAUAGUUUUGCUCACCAACUGUGCCUCUCACCACUGGUUAAAAUUGAAUUCAAGCCCCAUUACAAAAAUAGUUUCUUGAUUGAACUCUUAAGUUUUUACACUGGAAUUUCUAUAGUUGUCUUAAAAGCUGCAUGUCAUAUCACUGUAUACAAAAUGCUUUGGUGGUGUUCAUGCACCAUUCAUAGUGAUUUGUGUAUAAUUUUCUUUAGUUGUACAGUAAUAUGGAAGGCAAGAUGUCUUUCCUUGAGGCUGGAAACGAAAUGUAUCAUACAUUUUAAAUUAUUUUAGAACAAGUGCAUGGAUGUGUCACUGACUUCUGUUAUUUAUUUGUAUGUUUUAUUAUUCAAAGUGUAUGCACUUUUAAGAAGCAGAAUUUAUAUUUUUAUGUUUAAAACGUUUUAUUUCUGGAACAGCAGUUGAUUAUAUAGUAUACAGUUGGAAUUAAGAGAAAAGUGGAAAAUGUAACAAAAUAUAAUAAAUUUAUUACAUGAUGCCCUCUUCAA
Orcinus orca (killer whale) is the source of this 11133-nucleotide messenger RNA. It is a transcript of the gene USP31, whose product is annotated as ubiquitin specific peptidase 31. The coding region runs from base 191 to 4435 and encodes 1414 amino acids. NCBI's taxonomy places the organism in Eukaryota, Metazoa, Chordata, Mammalia, Artiodactyla, Delphinidae. The record is from RefSeq and is a predicted model, not a curated record. Gene Ontology annotation, molecular function: cysteine-type deubiquitinase activity. The transcript has 17 exons. Gene Ontology annotation, biological process: protein deubiquitination.